Messenger RNA from Miscanthus lutarioriparius, 735 nucleotides. The record is from the annotation of a GenBank genome assembly. Lineage: Eukaryota; Viridiplantae; Streptophyta; Magnoliopsida; Poales; Poaceae.
AUGGACAUGCCCGUCGCCUUAGACUUCGACCCGGAGGUACUGUCCGGAUUCCGGGAGGCUCUAGAGGGCACGCCGCCGUCGUCGGAGCCUGCCGUUGUCUCGUCCGCCGAAGACGAGACACCCAGGGAGCAGGAGCGGAAGGACAGGAAGGACGCGGACGCAUGUGACAUGCCAAUGUCGCCGGCCACCGGCGACAUGCCGGAGCUUUCCGGCCUUGUCCGUGCCCGCAUCCUCGUGUUCCAAGAGAAGAUCGAACGGAGACGAAGCAAGGGCCACGACGCCAAGACGUUCGUGGACUGCUACGCCGUGCGCAGCAUCCUGCGCAGCUACGGCGUGUGCCUAGACGAGCGCGACGUCUCCAUGCACGCCGUCUUCAAGGCCGAGCUCGCGGAGCUCCUCGGGCCCGGCUUCGCAGGCGCCGCGCUCCCGCGCGUGUUCGCCGACGGCCAGUACCUCGGCGGCGCCGAGGACGUGCACUUCCUGCACGAGGCGGGCGAGCUCGGGCACGCCCUGGGGGCGUGCGAGGCCACGCCCUCGCGGAAGCUCGGGUACAUGGAGACGUGCGCCGCCUGCGGCGAUGUCCGGUUCGUGCCGUGCGAGACGUGCUACGGCAGCUGCAAGAUCUUCGUCGAGGAGGACGACGCGGGCGACAGGUAUCACGACGUCGGCGAGUUCCGGCGGUGUCCCGAUUGUAAUGAGAAUGGCCUCGUCAGAUGCCCCGUUUGUUGCUGCUGA